This is a messenger RNA of Raphanus sativus (radish), 2206 nucleotides long. RefSeq names its product probable inactive ATP-dependent zinc metalloprotease FTSHI 3, chloroplastic. Gene Ontology annotation, cellular component: membrane; chloroplast thylakoid. The transcript is spliced from 4 exons. Gene Ontology annotation, biological process: proteolysis. Gene Ontology annotation, molecular function: ATP binding; ATP hydrolysis activity; zinc ion binding. The record is from RefSeq and is a predicted model, not a curated record. The coding region runs from base 229 to 1998 and encodes 589 amino acids. Lineage: Eukaryota; Viridiplantae; Streptophyta; Magnoliopsida; Brassicales; Brassicaceae.
CAAACUCCAAUUCACUAAUUUAUUUUUUUUCCGUCAAAAUUGUUUGGAGCUUUUGCGCAAGCUCUUAUCCUUUCAAUCGGACAGAACAGCCGCAGCUUCAAGACGACAACUUUUUUCCAAUUCAAUCUUUGCGCUGGGGUGGGGUUUCGUAAGAUUUUAGUUUCGUCUCAAUGUUUCGCCCAAUUACGAUGAACAACGCAUGAUUCAGCUUCCCAGGAACGAAAGUCAAUGGCUACUACUUUCAAUGUUCUCUGUAGUGAUCGGUUUCAUCUCAAAGGAGCUAAUCCUCCGGAGAGACUUAGCAGAACAGUAGUGUAUCCGAGGAUUAGCGAGCUUAAUGUUGUUAGUGUCGCUCGGACAAACAAGAAUCUGUCGUUUAGUUGCAAAAGACUUGGUCGGUUUUCUUGUAAUAGCGAGGUUAAGCGACUAGCGAAUGGCGAUUAUUAUGGUGAAAAUGGUACGAGCAAAGGAACGAGAAGAAGAAGAAGAAGGUUUUCUCUUAGGCUUCGACCUAGAUUACGCUUACUGAGCAUGAGACUCGGCAGAUUCGAUCUCAGAGCAUCACUGCAAGAUUUCAGGUUGUUUCUGAGAAAGAAUAUCAAGAGAGUGAUCUUAUCUACUGGCGUGGCGGUUAUCUUUGGACUUUGUUAUCUGUUCCUGAGGCUAACCGCUGUUCCCUCUCCCUCCAUCGUUCCUUACUCCGACUUCGUAACGAAUCUUCGAGGUGGUUCUGUCUCAAAAGUCUUGCUCGAAGAAGGUUCUCGUCGAAUCUAUUACAACACCGAUGAGAGCGUUGACAACAAGUCUGAGGCUUUGGAAGAAACUGAAGUAGCAGCCGUUACUACGAAAGACGUUGGAAAGGUUCGAGCUUUGGCUCCUGUGUGGAAGUACGUGACGAGGAAAGUAGAUCAUGACGAGAAGUUUCUUCUUAGUUUGAUGAGGGAGAAAGGGAUCACUUAUAGCUCAGCUCCUCAGUCCGCGUUGGUGUCGAUGAGAACUACUUUGAUAACAAUCAUCUCUCUGUGGAUUCCUUUAACUCCGCUUAUGUGGCUUCUCUAUCGGCAACUCUCAGCAUCCAACAGCCCUGCCAAAAAACGACGGUCUAAGAAUCCCACAGUUGGAUUUGAUGAUGUGGAGGGCGUUGAUUCUGCUAAAGACGAGCUCGUUGAGAUAGUGUCAUGUCUUCAAGGAAGUAUAAACUACAAGAAGCUAGGAGCAAGGUUACCUAGAGGCGUGCUUUUAGUCGGUCCACCAGGGACCGGUAAAACCUUGUUGGCUCGAGCUGUAGCCGGAGAAGCUGGAGUUCCCUUCUUCUCUGUUUCCGCUAGCGAGUUUGUUGAAAUGUUUGUCGGAAGAGGCGCUGCGAGAAUCAGAGAUCUUUUCAGUGCGGCAAGGAAGAACUCGCCUUCCAUUAUAUUCAUAGAUGAGCUCGAUGCGGUUGGUGGAAAACGCGGUAGAAGUUUCAAUGAUGAACGUGACCAGACCCUAAACCAGUUGCUUACUGAGAUGGAUGGAUUCGAGUCAGACAUUAAAGUCAUUGUAAUCGCAGCAACUAACCGACCAGAAGCGUUAGACCCUGCUCUUUGUCGGCCAGGACGAUUCUCGAGAAAAGUUGUGGUUGCAGAACCGGACCAAGAAGGACGUAGGAAAAUCUUGGCAGUACAUCUGAGAGACGUGCCUCUAGAAGAAGAUGCGUUUCUCAUAUGUGAUCUGGUUGCUUCUCUGACUCCCGGAUUCGUAGGUGCUGAUCUCGCCAAUAUCGUCAAUGAAGCUGCAUUGCUCGCUGCUCGUAGAGGCGGGGAAGCUGUGGCAAGGGAAGAUAUAAUGGAAGCGAUAGAGAGGGCGAAGUAUGGGAUCAAUGAUAAGGAAGUGAAGCAAAGGACGUUAGGAAAUGAACUCAGCAAGCUGUUCCCAUGGAUGCCAUCUUUGGCUGGUGGGAGGAACAGUCCAGAUCAAGACGGUUUACAAGGACCGUUAGGUUAUCAAUCUCUUAGCUAAACCAAACCAACAAAAACCGGUGAAAGAGCAAAUCCACUGAUACGAAGUUUCUUUGCAUCUGAAUUUUGUUGAAAUGUACGUUUUUUAAUCUUUGUUUACAAAGCGUUUUGUCAGUCUGAUACAUAAUGCGGUUAAAACGUCGUCGUUCACAGAACGUAAUGUAAAAUAUGUACUACAUGCAUUGAAUAAAACGUCGUCGUUUUACGAA